AUGGAAGAAAAUGAUCAGAAUAACCAUCCAGUGGACAAUCAGGAGUCGAGCAACGAGUCUAACCGAGCCAUCAUGCCGCUUCUUCAGGCGCCGGGCAACCAGCUCCCUCACCGGAUCACUAACUUUUUCAUCGACAACAUCUUACGGCCGGACUUCGGCAAAAGGAAAGACGGCCACCGCGAUCAGAGCCACGUCCCUGGGAGAGAGAACGUCAGCCCGUUGGCCGUGGUAUCCGGACAGAGCGGAGGCAGUCCGCCCGGGCUGGGAGGAGGAGGAGGAGGAGGUGGUGGUGGCGGUGGUGGUGUCGAUGUGGCGGGAGAAGGGGCGCUGAGGAACGGCGAGAGCGCCGAGCAGUCCCAAAGCUCGGAUUCCGACAGCUCCCACAGCAGCACCAGCGCAGUUUCCCAACCCAUGCUCUGGCCUGCCUGGGUUUACUGCACUAGAUACUCGGACAGGCCUUCUUCAGGUCCCAGGUCCCGUAAACCAAAGAAAAAGACUCCCAAUAAAGAGGACAAACGACCGAGGACAGCGUUCACUGCCGAACAAUUGCAGAGACUGAAAGCCGAGUUUCAGACUAACCGCUACCUAACCGAGCAACGCCGGCAGAGCUUGGCUCACGAACUCAGUCUCAACGAAUCCCAAAUCAAAAUCUGGUUUCAGAAUAAGCGAGCCAAAAUCAAGAAAGCUAGCGGAUCAAAGAACACACUGGCACUCCAUUUAAUGGCGCAAGGACUUUAUAACCAUUCCAGCACGGGGAAAGAAGACAAGGAAGAAAGUGAAUAG
Hypanus sabinus (Atlantic stingray) is the source of this 783-nucleotide messenger RNA. Its product is annotated as homeobox protein engrailed-2b-like. Gene Ontology annotation, biological process: neuron differentiation; multicellular organism development; regulation of transcription by RNA polymerase II. Gene Ontology annotation, molecular function: RNA polymerase II cis-regulatory region sequence-specific DNA binding; DNA-binding transcription factor activity, RNA polymerase II-specific. NCBI's taxonomy places the organism in Eukaryota, Metazoa, Chordata, Chondrichthyes, Myliobatiformes, Dasyatidae. The transcript is spliced from 3 exons. Gene Ontology annotation, cellular component: nucleus. The record is from RefSeq and is a predicted model, not a curated record. Bases 1 to 783 code for a protein of 260 amino acids.